UGCCCCCCCGCCGGUCGCGCCGGGCGGGUCUCGGCGGUUCGGCGCGGCUGCCCGGUGACCGCUGCCGCCUCCCCGCAGCGCACACAGAGCCCCCGCACCUCGGAGCCGGCGGCCAGCACGACGGCGGCCCCCAGCCCCCCACCAUGAACACCAUCGUCUUCAGCAAGCUCAGCGGCCAGGUGCUUUUCGAGGAGGACGCCAAGGAGCGGGAGCGGAGCGGCCGGUCCUACGUGGGGGUGGUGGAGGGCCCGCACCACGCCGAGGUGCUGCUUCCCGACAGCCCGUCCAUCAAGGAGAGCCUCAGCCUGCGCAACCGGCGGACGGGGGCGCGGCAGAGCGGCGGGAAGGUGCGGCACAAGCGACAGGCGCUGCAGGACAUGGCGCGGCCGCUCAAGCAGUGGCUCUACAAGCACCGCGACAACCCAUAUCCCACCAAGACGGAGAAGAUUCUGCUGGCCCUCGGCUCCCAGAUGACCCUGGUGCAGGUAUCAAACUGGUUUGCCAACGCCAGACGCCGCCUGAAGAACACAGUGAGGCAGCCAGACCUGAGCUGGGCUUUGCGAAUAAAACUGUACAACAAAUACGUUCAGGGAAAUGCUGAGCGCCUCAGCGUCAGCAGCGACGACUCGUGCUCUGAAGAUGGAGAAAAUCCUCCGAGAAACCAUAUGAAUGAAGGGGGAUAUAACAAACCAGUUCAUCACACUGUGAUUAAAACUGAAAGUUCAGUAAUAAAAACAGGAGUGAGACCAGAAGCAAGUGCCAAUGAGGAUUAUGUGUCACCCCCCAAAUACAAAAGCAGCUUACUGAAUCGUUACCUAAAUGACUCAUUGAGACACGUCAUGGCUACUAAUGCAGCUAUGAUGGAAAAAACAAGGCAAAGGAAUCAUUCUGGUUCAUUUAGUUCCAAUGAAUUUGAGGAAGAGCUGGUGUCUCCAUCAUCAUCAGAGACAGAAGGCAAUUUUGUCUAUCGGACAGGGCUCUUGUGGGACUGCAGCUGACUCUGCUCCUGCACCAAGACAUCUGCCCAUGGCACCUGCAUGAAGAAAGAGAAAUUACAGGGACAAACCUCUUCUUUAUUGCCCAGUGGAUCACUUUUACAUAUGAAAUCUAUAAUCUUCAUCACAAGUAACCACUGCCUUUGGUGAUUCUUACUAACAUACUGAGUGUGACCAGGAGGGGACAGGGUGCAGACAGGGCAGGCACAGGCGAGACGGGGUAGUAGCAGAAGGGAAAAAAGGGCUGGACUUUUCACAUUCUGGCUGGAGCAGUAAACUUAAAGGAAUGACAAGCCCAUAAAAGUUUCACUUCUUUCUGGAAAAACAUCUGAAUUGAAACUUCACACCUAGCAUGAGUUUUCUGCAUGUCCCAGCCUCCUUCCGCCGCUGCUGGGGAGAAAUAAUGUGACUUUGGGUAACUCCUGGUAGAUUCUGCUUGUAGUGCAGACUGUCCCUCGUGCAGUGUUACAUUGCUGCUGUUCAUGUUGCUGUAGUUAAGGUUGUACCUGUGUUUCCAUUAGAACCCUUUUAAUCUGCAAAUUUAUGACCCAGCUGUAAAAAUUCAAUCCAGACUGAAGCUUGGCAUGAGCAGUAUUCACUCUCCCAUCUGUGGAAGGGAUUUAAGCAGGUACAUCCCAGUAAUAACCAUCUGAGUUAGGCUUGUAAAUUUGGAGCAUGAUGACUGGUGAAAAAAAACCUGUGAGCUUCUCAGUAGUCUUGGAGUCUGAAAUAUUUUAUGCCUGUGGUGAAACUGGUGAAAAGCAGCUUGUUUGUAUUCAGUCAUAUAGCUGUAAAUAAAGAAAAUGGUUUGGGUAUUUCUGUGUUUGCUUACAUGAACAAACACAUGCAUUUUCCUUACCAUGGCAAGAUUUUGAUAUGAGUGGCAAAUACUUGAAACUCUCCAGGCUCAUGCACCAAAGCAGUGUUUGAUGAUUCUCAAGUAGGUUAAGAAAUUUUAUUCAUGCAAAUGGUAGAAUUUAUCUAUUGAUCAUAAUAGAAAAAAAUAGAGAAAUAAGAAGACUGGAUUGUUUUCUUUUGGGUGAGUUUUUUUUAUUCUUCUUAAAAUAAUGUAAAAACUUGUAUAGUAUUGAACUGCAAAAUUAGUUUUAUUCACCAUUUCUUCCUCCCAUUUUAAUUUUCUUUUCUAAAAAGCUAUGUACUGAAUGUGCCUGACCAGAUAAAUUAAUGAUCUUAUCUGAUCCAGCUAAUCCUAUUUCCUUUUGCAGGUUUGUGGUUUUUAAAAGUAAUUCUGUAAUUUGAAAAAGAAACCCCUCUCCUUUAUGUGUUUAACUGAAAUUUUUUAGGUCAUUUGUCCAUAAUGUGAAUACCAGAAACAUAAUGAUGAAAGCAGUUUAGUGAGACCAGACUUCUGAUACUCCAUGUGUACUCACAGAGAAGCUCUUGGGAGGGUUUUGACACAAUUUGAGAAGUGGACUGAAGGAAUAUCUGCAUGGAAUCAUGCUGGGCUGUGGAUGAGUUUGUACAUACAAUUCAGAAAAUGUCAGGAACCCAUAGGUAUUGUUUGUGAAUGAGAGUUUUGUCAGCUUGAAGGAGAAAGGGGAGCACUUUUAAAACAACUGUUCUUCAAAACCUUAUCUAAUGUUCAUCUGUAGAGCUCAAUUUUUAAUUAUCCAAAGAACCAGAGUUGGAUUCAGUGAUAUUAAAUCCACUUUACUACAGACUUAAAAAUUUGGGUAUGAGAUAAAGAGGCAGAUGUGGAAAUUGCCAGUGAUUACUAAAGACCUGUUAAGGUCUUUUGUGCUUUAUGGCAUUAAAUUGGCAUCAAAUCACCACUUUAGAUCUGCUAAGGGAGAAAUAUGUCCUAAUAGUAAAAGCAUGCAAAAGGCUUGUAUAAGUGAGUUUUAUGUGAGCUAGGGGAAAAAAAAAAAAAAAAAAGACCAGGAGUUUAAAGCAGGGAAGAGACUUGGAGAGGUAAACUGCAUUGUAGAAAAUAUGGAAAAGUGAAAAACAAUUCAAACAGAAAGAGAUCAGAUAAACAUUUGAAGCUGGAACAGCUGAAAAGAAACACAAAAAUAGGUAAAGCAAAAUUCCAAUAAGCCAUGAAAUCUGUUUUCCUUAGUUUUUCACAGUGGCCUUGAAACCCGAUGUCAGAGACUAUCUCUGUUCUUUCAGUGAUGGCCAGAAAUUGAGGUUAUGAUGACCAGAUCGUUUGGUAUGGCACUGACAUUUCAAGUUAAAAGGGAUUGCCAAGACUCUCAGUUAUGACACUAAAAUAUACCACUAUUCCUAGAGCCAAUUUUCAGUCCCUCCUCAUGCCUCCACAUUGAUUUAGGCAACAGAUGCACGAAAAGCAAAGCAACAUUCAAAAUAAUCCCUUAGCUGAGGCUGGGGGAAGGCUGGCUAGUGGGCUGUAGCCAAAAUUCCUUAAAUGUUACAAUGUUUUACAUUUCUAAAUGUAAAAACUUUCUUUCCAAUGUGAGGUACCAGCCAAAUGUCUUAGUUACGGUAUCUCAGAGUGAAAACUGGCAUGUGGCCUUGUGGUCAUUUGUGGGUAUUGACAGAUUUACACCCUCCAAGAUCAAGUUAAACCUUGUCGGUUUCUCCAUCUCCCCUUACUUUGUCAGGCUUUUGGGUUUUUUUCUCUGUUACUAUUUGUCAACUUAAAUCCAGUUUGCUGGAAAAAUGAAGGCUCUUCACGACCUGGCUCUUCAGGAGCAAAUUGCCUCAAAUUCUUUCUGCUAGCCAAGGUAUUUUGUAAUGCAUUGCAAAACAGCAGCAGGAUUGCGCUCCUCGCACUGGAUGUACUUUGUGGGCCAGACACUGCGGGCAGUUUUAAUGAGCUCUUGGUGUGCUGGAGGAUUUGUCUCAGCCCCUGACUUCAGGGAGGCUUUUCUCCCAGGUCUCUGUUUGUCUAAUUGCUCUUUCUACCCCAAGGAGCAGGAUCUGGCUUUGUCCCAUACAGUCUGGACUGGUGGCUGCUCAGGGAGCAGGUUCCAGAGUUGGUGUGCAAAUCCAGUGCUCUGCUCCUGACUAUUUAUGGCAGCUUUGCACUGUGCUGGUGGAUUGUCCAUUACACAGGCACACUAAAAUUCAUUGUCCUGCUUUUCUCCCUCUCAUGCUGUUUAGCUGGCAUAGCUAUUGAUUUCUGCAUCAAAUUCAUUUCCGUGGGAUCAUCUUCAAAUAGGAGCUUCCUCCAGAAGACAGCAGCCUUUGUUCCUUUAUCAGGGGAAGCUCUGGGUGUCUGCAGCACUGUUUGUGCCAGCAGGGUAAGAGAGAGCUACGUGCAGCCUGUGAAAUUUAUGUCAGCUAGGGGAGCAGGGGUGCUGGGUGAAGCCUGGAGCACUUUGUGAUAUCAUAAUUACAACAGUUCUGGGCUUCCUACUUGUUGAGUCUCAGUAGAGCUGGAUAUUUAGUGGCACUUUUUGAGGUGAAGAGAAACCAAAAAAGCUGUUCUGCUCUGGCCAGAACUUGAGAUUCAAGUGAGAUUCAAUUCUUUCCUAUGUAUACAUACACAGAGAUGCACAUAUAUUUCCUUAGUGCUCUAUUACAAUGAUGAUAUCUGUGGAAUUCAAGCACUUUCUCUUGCUGUUUGCUGUGCAGAAGUUUACCAUGGCAGUGAAUUUUGCAAAGACAGAGGAAAAGAGUCUCCCAACUGUAUUGUCUACAAACAAUGAUAUAUCUUGCUUUCAAAUCCCAUACCUCACUGAGUUGCUUACUCCAGAUUGCCCCUACAAAGCUGAAAAUGCUUUUCACAGAAGUCAGCAGAGAAGACAAGGCUGACCUACAGGUAUUGAUCCCAGUAAUCCUUUGUUAUAUG
Messenger RNA from Oenanthe melanoleuca, 4773 nucleotides. RefSeq names its product mohawk homeobox (gene MKX). The transcript is spliced from 5 exons. Lineage: Eukaryota; Metazoa; Chordata; Aves; Passeriformes; Muscicapidae. The record is from RefSeq and is a predicted model, not a curated record. Gene Ontology annotation, cellular component: nucleus. The coding region runs from base 144 to 998 and encodes 284 amino acids. Gene Ontology annotation, biological process: regulation of transcription by RNA polymerase II; muscle organ development; cell development. Gene Ontology annotation, molecular function: DNA-binding transcription factor activity, RNA polymerase II-specific; RNA polymerase II cis-regulatory region sequence-specific DNA binding.